This is a messenger RNA of Protopterus annectens (West African lungfish), 3266 nucleotides long. RefSeq names its product exoribonuclease 1 (gene ERI1). Gene Ontology annotation, biological process: exonucleolytic trimming to generate mature 3'-end of 5.8S rRNA from tricistronic rRNA transcript (SSU-rRNA, 5.8S rRNA, LSU-rRNA). Gene Ontology annotation, cellular component: nucleolus; cytoplasm. NCBI's taxonomy places the organism in Eukaryota, Metazoa, Chordata, Ceratodontiformes, Protopteridae. The record is from RefSeq and is a predicted model, not a curated record. Gene Ontology annotation, molecular function: 3'-5'-RNA exonuclease activity; nucleic acid binding. The coding region runs from base 162 to 1223 and encodes 353 amino acids. The transcript has 7 exons.
ACACUACAACAUCGCCAAAAAAAUGUAGUGACCUAAAACAGUUGUUGUAACGUAACGUCCGGGACUCUAUCUCUCUUUGUUUUUCCUCCAGCCUCUAUGAUUUCCGGAAGUUAUGUCAUUAUUUUCAAACACUUGGUAGGAGUGAAGAAUGAGAAGUUGAUAUGGAGAGUGUAAUUGAAAGCACAGAAAGAGAUACAAAGAAAGAAAAACAACCUGAAUGUGAGAGUUGCUCAUCGAUACAGGGGGCUGUAGAAAAAUCUGAAGCAGCUGCGAACAAACAGUGUAGCAGACUUGAUCCACAGGAAGAAAAGACAAAAGCUGCCUUUGUAUCUAACAAACGGGACUUCAGUGAUCCAGUUUAUAAAGAAAUUGCUGCUUCCAAUGGCUAUAUUAACCGAAUGUCUAAAGAGGAGUUAAGAGCUAAACUGGCUAGCCUGAAGCUGGAAACUAGAGGUGUAAAAGAUGUCCUGAAAAAACGUUUAAAAAGUCACUAUAAGAAGCAGAAACUGUUACAAGCAGCACAAACAGAGGCUAGCAGCACAGAUACAUAUUAUGAUUUUAUCUGUGUCAUUGAUUUUGAAGCAACAUGUGAGGAAAACAACCCAAAUGACUUUCUACAUGAAAUUAUUGAAUUUCCAAUUGUACUGAUCAACACACGGACACUGGAAGUGGAAGACACCUUUCAGAAGUAUGUAAAGCCUGAAGUUAAUAUCCAGCUGUCUACAUUUUGUACCAGAUUAACAGGAAUUACUCAGGACAUUGUUGACAAAGCUGACACAUUUCCUCAGGUGCUGCAGAAUGUUAUUGACUGGAUGAAGAGCAAAGAUUUGGGAACCACCUACAAGUAUGCUAUCCUAACGGAUGGAUCAUGGGAUAUGAGCAAGUUCUUGAAUGUUCAGUGUCGGAUAAGUCGAAUCAAGUAUCCACUGUUUGCCAAGCAAUGGAUCAAUAUUCGCAAAUCAUAUGUGAAUUUUUACAAGGUUCCAAGAUCAAGCACCAAGUUAGAAAGUAUGCUGGAGAAACUGGGCAUGGAAUAUGAAGGCAGACCUCACUGUGGACUUGAUGAUUCCAAGAAUAUAGCCAGAAUAGCUAUUCGAAUGCUUCAAGAUGGUUGUGAAUUAAGGGUAAACGAGAGGAUGCAUGCAGGGCAGCUUAUGACUGUGGCUUAUACAGUGCCAAUAGAAGGUGGGCCACCACCUCAGUUUCCUCACAGUAGAGACUAAAAACACAGCCUUGAACUGAACAUUGUAGAUUGAGGCUUAAAAGAUCUUACUGAGGGUAUUUCCCUGCAGAGAGAACAUUUGAUAAGAACUUGCUGUCUCUUUAUGGAUGAAUGCUGCCCUUGGUAUGGUUUGUAUUGGUGCACUUUGUAAUUUAAUUUGUAACCACAAAAACUAUUAAUUAUGUUUUUAAUGGAUUUUAAUUUUUAUUAAAUGUUUCAGCAUUGUAAUUGUGUUAUAGCCAAGUUGCGGUUUGCUUUCUUGGUUCCCUAUAACAUAAUAUAUUGUUGAUAAGGCCAAGGUUUAAAACUGCAGGUAAUGUAAGAUGAAUUUAUCGAAGCAUGAAUAAUGACAGUUCUGUGGGAGUUGUGAAAUAAUGUAAGCUCAUUGAGUGUACUGCAGAAGUCAUUAACCUUUAAAGGAAAUUGCUGUGGUCAAAAGACCCAGAGUAUGGGUUAAAAGUUAUAUAUUCAGGCAGAUUCCUUCCUUUUUUAAUAACUGUAGCUAAUUCCCCAUCCCCACAAAGAUGGCAUUCUUCCAUGCAGCAUUGUGUGACAUCACAUUUUCUGUUUAAUGUAUGCACUUUAAACAAUGGCUAGCUGCUCAUCCCAUCACAAAUGACUUUCUCCCAUACAGUGUUCUGUGACAUCACAUUUUCCUUUCCUCUUAAAGAAUUAUGUUCCUGUUAGGCACAGCCACAUAUUUGUUGAGAAGUUGCAUAUUUUCAUAGAACAGUGCCAAUGUAAAAUUCACAGACAAUUGAAGCCCCUAACCUGGGUGAAAUUAAUACACUUCUAUGUUACCAAAACGUUGUGGCAUGCUUAUGAGAAAAAAAAAAAAUGAACCACAAACUCCCUACUACUUUGAAGGUUAGAGCCCUAACCUAUGGUGGAAAAUUUCCUACACCUUAUGGUUAAAUAAUUCUGAGAUCACACUACCAACAAAAAGGGAGAGCAAUAGUCCAAAAGCUACACAAAACACCAAAAGAACAGCGGACUAUAGGAAGCGGCAAAACACAUGUAGCUAUGUAAAACUAACAAAAUGUAUUAGUAUUAAUGCAAUUCAGGAUACAUUCACAGCAUUUUCGUACACAAAAUAGCAGACUUCAUCAGAUACAAUCAAUAUUUGACUCCAUGCGCCAAUAUAUACCCAUAAGUCCUGUUAGUUAAUCAAUCAAUUGAAUAAUUAAAAAUUUUAGUUAAUAUACUUUUUUAAAAGAACCAUGAAACUAAAAAUGUAGGAUGCUAGAAAUGCAUUAAAAUGCUACUAAAAAUAUUUUAUACAUAAAUAAAAAUGUGUUUGAUGUUUGCAGACCUAACGAUAAUAUGAACAAAUAUAUACAGCAGUUCAUGUGAUGAAAUACAAUAAAUCAAGAGAAUACCUUGAAUACUUAAAAAUGUACUAAAUGCUAAAUAGAAAUUAAGUCUCAUUCUGAGAUCACCAUGUCUUGGAACAAAGUGCAAGUAUCUUUUUGUUGCAGUUUUGAAAAGCAAGGAUGUAGUCAACAGUUGAAAUUGACCUUGCUCAACAGAACCUGCUUUGGCCAAACACAGAGCUGGUUUACUGCAAGGAUCAAAACUAGUCAUUAAGUCUGUAAGAUCUCUGGAUGAUUUUUCUCUACUAGAAUAUUGUUUAUAUAGCCGGCUACAUUUGAAGUGGCAACUGUAUAUGAGAAAAAAGCCUUGUUUGGCUUACACGGGUAUUGUUUCUAUAUUUUAGGCACACAGUUGCUCACUUCUUUGAUGUAUGUGACAAAAAAUUAUUCUGGAAAAUGAGUUUGUGUUUUAGGCAUGUUCCUUUCGAUUCAGUUCCUAAAAGGCAAAUGCGAUUGAGACAAGUUUCUGUGAAUUAAGUCUUACUUGGCAGUAUGAAUGCACUGAACUUUUUAGCAGGCUGUUAUGAUUAUUUUUAAAAUGUUUGGUCCAGAAGUGAACUAUCCAGACAUUUAAAGGACAACUGCACUCUUCCUACUGAUGUUGUUUAUCUCAUCUCAGAGUUUCUUUUCUCUGUCUAAAAUGUCAUCACAAUAUAGUAUCCAGAAACCUU